Suillus fuscotomentosus is the source of this 2149-nucleotide messenger RNA. RefSeq lists its product as uncharacterized. Bases 125 to 1819 code for a protein of 564 amino acids. The transcript has 2 exons. The record is from RefSeq and is a predicted model, not a curated record. Lineage: Eukaryota; Fungi; Basidiomycota; Agaricomycetes; Boletales; Suillaceae.
CUAAUUGGCCCACUGUUUCUUGGUCAGUUAUUCCUACAUCGCAAACCUGGAAGUGGAAGCAAUCGUUGGGGGGUACUACCCUUUAGUAUAAAGAGGAGUCAUCUAAAGGAGAAGGAUCUCUUUCAUGCACGCUUCAAACGUAGUCGAGACCAGCGAUUUUACAAACGCGUCCACUUCACAAGAUGACUCCGAGCUAUCAUCACAUGCAAGCCAGCCUUUUACACCUCCAAGAGGUCGUACACGUUACCCUGACACCCUAGCUCGCGUCCCCUUGCAUCGCCGUGGGACAUCCAAGACAUAUGAGCGACUCGAAGAUCUCCUUCGUGAGGCCGGUUACAAAGAAACUCGCGUCUUUACACCAGAAUCCGAGCGACAUACAGAUCAUGGAAUCGAUAAGCACACGAGCAGUGUGCGUGGUGGCGUAGGCACUGUCGUCGGGUUCCUCGCCGGCCUUGUAAGCCGUAAUUCGAGUAUGGCACGGGAACCGAUCUCCAACAAAGAUUUACACUCUCAACCACCAUCGCCGCUUGCACACAUCAAAGCUCUCCACCCAUCAUCUUCCGCAUCUUCCUAUUCCUUCAAUACAUCUCCAGAAAGCCUUCGCAAGCAUUCUCGCUUUCAUGCCACACGCAACCUAUUCCCUGAAACCCAUGGCCAGUCUCUCGCUCCAAAUGCCUACAUUCGUCAUCAAUCUUCAUCCAACUUUUCCAAAGAUGCUCCAAACGCUCACGCAUACCUCCGGCAUAUGGCAUCAGCACCGAAUAUCCAACCCCUAGCUAAACGCCCCUCCUCAUCGAACGUCUCCCUCCGUUCCCAUCGCACUCCCCACGCACAACCUCGUUCUUCACGUCGGGACGUGGUCCUCACAUCAGACGAUAUCAUCGAGACAGACGACCCUCCACCGCUCCCUCGUAACUGGAUGGAAUCUGUCGCUAAAGCCCUUCUCUCUGGUGUGCCUGAGACUGCCUCUACGCGAAAAAUGAACUCGACGUUUUCAGAGGCGACGAAUAGACCCAGGGAACAGAGACGGCCACCAUUGCUAUGCGCACAGGUACAGGAGCAGCGUGCAGGUACGACUGAGGGGAAGGUGAGCCAGACGAGCGUCGUGUGUAGGUCUGCGCCUGCAUCGCGUGCGGGAUCGAGGGUGCGUAGAACCGGUGCUGAAUACGAUGAAUCGAGACAUAGACGUGACGACGAGAGACGGAGGAGGAACAAGCGGGAGGAAGAAUUAAGGAAAGGAAAAGGAAAGGGGAAGGGGAAACGCAAGGAAUCAGAUAUGGUUCCUUCAUUAGCCCGUACGAGGGUUGAGAACGACGAGUGGAGUAUGAGCAGGUACCCCUCCGCGAGCCAUAGACAGGAAGGCCCGUGUUCUUCCAGCUCCUCCUCUGAAGAUGUGGACGACGACGAAGAAGACGAAGGAGAACUAGACCUAGAAAGGAUACUCGUCCCAGCUAGACGCCAAGCCUCCAUUCGCAGUCUCCGAAAACAUCUUCACCCACCCAGUACAGCAGGCAGCCUCCGGAGUCUGCCUUCGGCAUCCACCACCAUCAGCACUACCAAUAGCACCAUCAACGGCCAACACCCGUCUUUUGCACCAGAUUCCCAAGGACACAUCUGGCUAGACGACUCAUGGGGCACAAGUAGAGGCCGCCGGUGGGUCGUAGGUGAAGAAGACGACGAUGAAGGGGACGGGUAUGGAAACGGGAACGCUAACGGCGCACUUUCAGCGUCUUCGAUUGGGGGGACUGGUAUUCGUACGCGUGCGGGGAUGAAGCGCCGCCGCGGGUUGCCUGGCGCGUGGGCGCAGUGGGGCGGUUAAAUCGAUGCUGUGAUGAUAAAGGGACUCCCUCUUUCUCUUCCUGGUUUUAAUUGUUUGCAGGGAUAGACACGUGCGGAAUGGGGUUGGUUUGCUGGUACUUUGGAUACUGGACCCUUCGUUCGUACGUGCAUGCUCGACUAUUCGCAUUUUUUUUCCUUUUUCAUCCUCGCUUUCGUUUCAUGCACAUUGUUAUGGUAUGGUAUACAUAUGCUUUAUUGAUGUCGUGUCCAUGGGGUAUCUCAGAUCUCACUGGGACGAAGGAUACGAGUAAUUUACUUUGUUCUAACUCAAACUUGAAGAAUAUAUAAAUGUAAUUGUUGAUGAUGGUCA